CGGCGCUUCUUAAAGUCUUUAGACAAACACUGAACACACUGAGAUCGGGCGGACGAGAUCACAGAAGAACUUAAAAGGAGCACUUUUAAAGAUUCGGACACUUUAAGCAUGAGUUCAGGGUUGUGUUGAUAUGUUUUCAUGCACGUUUAAUCAAUGGUCUGUGGUAUUUUUCUCAGAUAAUCAAUAAAAACAUGAUGAUGAGGAGAGAGUUUUCAGUCCCGGAUUAAAGGAAUCAUCCUAACAGUGGCUUCAGGUUUAACAUUAGACUUCUGUACAGAAUUAAAGAAAGUAAAGAUCGAGUUAAUGGCGUUUUUGGUCAAGAAGAAGAAGUUUAAGUUUCAGACACAUUUCACACUGGAGGAGCUGACAGCUGUACCGUUUGUCAAUGGAGUUCUCUUCUGCAAGAUCAGACUGCUGGAUGGAGGAGAUUUCACUGCAUCAUCCUCCAGAGAAGAAGUCCAUCAGAACUCUGUUCGCUGGAGAAAGAGGUUCUCUUUUGUGUGCAAAAUGAGCGUCAACCCUAACACUGGAGUCCUGGAUCCCUGUAUGUGUCGAGUGUCUGUGCGGAAGGAACUCAAAGGAGGAAAAGCAUAUUCAAAGCUGGGCUUUGCUGAUCUGAACAUGGCGGAGUUUGCUGGCUCAGGCUCCACCGUGCGCUGCUGUCUGUUGGAGGGAUACGACACCAAAAACACCCGACAGGACAACUCCAUCCUAAAGGUGACCAUUGGAAUGACGCUCUUAUCUGGAGAUCCGUGUUUUAAAACUCCUCCAAGCACUGCCAAAUGUAUACCUGUGGCUGGUCGAGACUCUUCCCUGCAGCCGGACUGUAAAGGAGAGGGAACAUCUGAAGUCAUUUUACCUCGACUGUCUAAACCAAGACCUUCAAUACUCGGUCUUUCUGAGGAUGCAGAUCAAAGUCAAAGUCCAGAUGAAUCAUUUCACACUGGUCAUUCACGCAACUCUAGUUAUGCCAGUCAACAGAGCAAGCUGUCAGGCUACAGCACCGAACACUCCUGCUCCUCCAGUCUGUCUGAUUUGACUCAUCGUAGGAACACGUCAACAGGGAGCAGUGUGAGUGCAGACGCCCCCUCUGAGAGCGACACCCGCCCUGAACGCCCACCUCGACCUCCGCGGCCCAUAUUACCCUCCAACAGACCACAACGAAGGAAACAAGAUUCAGUGGAAGAUCACCCGUCCUGGGUCAACGACACCCGCAUUGAUGCCGAUGACAUUGUGGAGAAGAUCGUUCAGAGUCAGAACUUCUCUGACAUCAGUAAUAAUGAAGAUAGUAACCUGAGACUGUUUGUGAGUCGAGACGGAUCAACAGCAUUGAGUGGAAUCCAGCUGGGCAACAGGGUCUCUGCUGGCGUGUAUGAGCCAGUCGUCAUUGAAAGCCAUUAGAAAUCUACCAAUUCUGUGCGUUUUCUGUUUUGCACGUCGUCUAAAAACAACUGAGGAAGAAUCACACAAACUAAUUGUUUCAGUUCAACCCAUUCUGCUUUCACCAUCAUUCCAACAAAAGUGGUUACUGUGCCAGAACACUGCCGAUUUCUCCAAGAGUCCCAAACAGAAUAAUGUUUCCAUCACCUUCCUUAAAAUGAGUGUGUUCUGCUGACAUUGCACAAUACAAGAACAUGAGACCAUGAAAUAGAUAUUGUCACCAAGUAAAGAUUUUACUUUUGGAUGGAGAUCUCAUCUAGUACCACUGGUGUGUGAUUACAUGUUGUCUACAUACAGUUGUGUGUGUGUAGUUUGUUUUGCCUAUUUCUUUGUUUACUGAAGUUAGUUUCAGAUCAAUAAGUGUUCUCUUGGUUUGGUUUUCUGAGUCUCAUUCUACAAAUGUUCGAUUGCAAAGUUUUGGUAAACCACUAGGGAAGUUUGAAAUGUGUUCUGAAGUUUCUUUAGUUGCCUUAAAGCACUACAAGAGUGUCCAGUGUUUGCAGAUGUCUGACUCAAUAUGAGCACUGUGGUUUUACAGAUGAGUGGGCUCUUUCAGGGCAAUAUUGUGUGAUGUGUCUACUUUUCCUGGAGUAUCAGCUGGUCUGAGUACUGUGAAGGGAAAAGUUCACUGGUGGGUUUUCUGGUAUGAGCUGUUUUUUUUUUUUUCAGUAGAGCAGCAAUCAUAUAUUGUUGUUGUGUAUGUAAACAGGUUCUCCUUUCUAAAGCAGUCCUCAGUUUUUCUCCAUCAUGGCCUUCAGUUGAUGUCUUGCAGAAACCAAACUUGUUGCUGAGCAACAUGAAAUUUCCUCCUUUCAUAUUUUAGUGUUUAAAAAUCAGUUCAAGCACUUUGAGUGAAUCUCUCAAAAACAUGUCCAGGUCACAUUUUACCCAAAAUGUAUUUAUUUUUAUGUGUAUAUUUAUAUAUAUAUAUAUAUAUAUACUAUUAUUACCCAAACAUUAUAUAUAUAUAUAUAUGUGUGUGUGUGUGUG
Messenger RNA from Myxocyprinus asiaticus (Chinese sucker), 2430 nucleotides. RefSeq names its product protein FAM102A-like. The transcript is spliced from 11 exons. The record is from RefSeq and is a predicted model, not a curated record. Bases 304 to 1401 code for a protein of 365 amino acids. NCBI's taxonomy places the organism in Eukaryota, Metazoa, Chordata, Actinopteri, Cypriniformes, Catostomidae.